Messenger RNA from Penicillium cinerascens, 540 nucleotides. RefSeq lists its product as uncharacterized. Lineage: Eukaryota; Fungi; Ascomycota; Eurotiomycetes; Eurotiales; Aspergillaceae. The record is from RefSeq and is a predicted model, not a curated record. The transcript is spliced from 4 exons. Bases 1 to 540 code for a protein of 179 amino acids.
AUGCAGCUUGCAGGGGGCUUUCGGAGCAGUAGAGCACAUAUGCUCCUGCUCAUACUUGCCUUUCUCUCUCUAGCCUCUCUGACUGUGGCAUCCACACCAACCUCAUUCUGCAAAUGUACAUGUUUCUCCAAUAGCACGAUCAUCCCUCUCGACCCCGCCAAGUCCGGAGCCUCCUCGUCUGCCCUCGACAAUGUCCUACGUUUUGACAAGCGCGCCUUUGACAACUUCAAAGCCGGGGUUGAGAUUGACGAGGAAUCUCUCUCCAAGCGCACACAGAAAUACGGAGCUCUGAGCUGCAACGACUGCAAUCGCAAGUUCUGUCUGGAUUACGAGCUACCGAUAUGCAAAGGGGCGAAGGAGGAGGAUGUCUUUACCACUUGCUUCCAGCGUGACUCGCGAAAAGACGAGGCGGUGGUGUUUAUUUUCAUCUUUGCUACGGGUGGCCUGCUGGCUUGGGCCAUCCUGAAGCCGUGGAUUGAACGAUACCUCGAGGCUGCGCGAGAGCGCCGAUCGUAUAUACCCGUUGACCCCGAGAACUGA